This is a messenger RNA of Aureobasidium melanogenum CBS 110374, 561 nucleotides long. RefSeq lists its product as uncharacterized. The record is from RefSeq and is a predicted model, not a curated record. The coding region runs from base 1 to 561 and encodes 186 amino acids. The transcript has a single exon. NCBI's taxonomy places the organism in Eukaryota, Fungi, Ascomycota, Dothideomycetes, Dothideales, Saccotheciaceae.
AUGAUUAGGUGGCACGGUUUCUCUGAAGCCGAAGAAGCAGAAGCCCAGCAAAGAAAGAUUCUGGUGAGGGAGGAUAGUAUGAGUAUGAUGCAGAUGCAGAUUGAGAGGGUGCCAGAGACGAAAUUCUACAACCAGGUCAGACUUGCUUUGACUAACGGUUGGGGAAUGGUGAGUGACGAGCUGAACAAGGCGUUCCCGACCAUCAAGCCUACGAGCCUGGAGAAGUUUGUGCUGAAGUGGUGGGAUGGUGUUGAGCUGGAAGAAGCAAAUUGGAAUAGCGAGAACAAGACUUUUGCAUUUGAUUGGUGGUUGAAUGGUCGAGAUGUUCGAUCUCCUCCAAACGAAGUGAAACAAACAUCUUGGCAACUUUCGUGUUCGCUGCUUUCAUUUGAGAAAUGUAAGCAUGGCGCAGAUCAAGCCAUGCGCAACCGUGAGGCAGUGGAGGCAGUUUUCGAGCCAAAGUACCUGAUUAGUCAUGAUUCUCCUGGUUUGAAAGAGACAAGGAAGUCGCAACUCUGGACUUCACUUGCAGCAAAGACACUGGAGACUUGGCACGAAUAG